UGCGUGUAUGAGAGUUGUGAGGAGUGGGUGGGAAGAGGUCUCUGUUAGUCUUCUGAGCUUGUGAUGUGAUGUGUGUGGCUCUUGCUAGAAUUAUGUCUGGACCGCUGGACCGGGGCCAGAUCUGGGAGAGGGUGGGUCUCGAGUUCCUGGCGAUUUCUUGGAGGGAUUUAGCCGGGAUCUAGGGGGCAGAGAGAGAUUUAAGAAUUGAUAGGUGGUCGAGUUUUGUUUGGCCGAGUGGAUAUGCGCAAGAAAGUCGAGGAGCUUUAUGUUUCCCCUCUUAAAGGAUUAUUGCCAGCGAUGGCCACAGUGAGACGGAGGAGGAGCAGCCGCCACACCGAUACUCAGCUGGUGUUCCUGAUUAGAACUGCAAUAAACGCGCAGUGAAUCGCCACUGGACACUAACCUCUCAAAUUAUCACAUUUGGAAACAUAUUUUUUUAGAACGUCUGAAGGAGGUAUGCUGAGUAAUUGACUGAAGUAUUGGGUGUAGGAUACUGCUCUCAUUAGAUUUUUCAGGCCAGUGCAAAAAAAAAGAGCAUUGGUCAUACUCUUGGUUAUAGGCUACUCAUACUCCUCUGUGUCCCAAUUUGGGCGCAAACAUGACGACUGAGAGCUCACAGCAACAUCUGGACUCGUCUCAUUCUCUGAGAUCCAGCCCAGCAGCCGGAGUGAUGCACGCCACUCAGAUGAGCGCACAGCCAGUGGCGGAGAGCUCACCAAAUGCGUCAAACAAAAGGAAAAAGGGCAACUCUGGCUUGAGGCGUCCUGAGAAGCCGCCCUAUUCAUACAUCGCCCUUAUUGUGAUGGCUAUCCAAAGCUCCUCGACAAAGAGGCUUACUCUGGCUGAAAUCUAUCAGUUUCUUCAGGCCCGUUUCCCGUUCUUUAGGGGGUCUUACCAGGGAUGGAAAAACUCUGUGAGGCACAACCUGUCUCUAAACGAGUGCUUCAUAAAACUGCCCAAGGGCCUCGGCAGACCAGGCAAGGGACACUACUGGACCAUAGACCCGGGCAGCGAGUUUAUGUUCGAAGAGGGGUCCUUCCGUCGCAGACCUCGCGGAUUCCGUAGGAAAUGCCAAGCUCUGAAACCCAUGUAUCGAAUGAUGAAUGGCAUGGGUUUUGGCGCGUCGAUACUGCCCCAAAACUUCGAUUUCCAGAACCCAUCUGCGUCCUUGGCAUGUCAUAAUGGUUACAACUUGGACGUGAUGGGGAACACGGUGCCAGGGAGCUACGACGGGCUGGGUGGAGGGCUUCAUGUUCCUCACAUGUCGCCAAGCCCCGGGUCCACCUACAUGGCUGCCUGUCAGGUGUCGUCUAAUGGAGAAUACUGCCCAGACAACAGUAGUAGCCCUCUGCACUCAUCGCCGGCGGCGAUGGCAGCAGGCACCUUGGACUGUCACUCUCCCUAUACCAGUGCCUCCUCACACUGGACAUCACCAGGUGUGUCUCCAUACAUCAAGCAGCAAUCCCUGGCCUCAAACAGUCCCACAUCCUCUGCCUUGCACUCGAGUAUAUCCCCUUACUCUCUGGAGCAAAGCUAUCGCCAUCACAACGGAAGAGACUCAUCUGAUAUUUCAAUGGGAUUAUCUCGAUACUCAAGCCAUUCAUCGCCAGUAUGUGACAGGAAAGAUUUAGUUCUGAACUUUAACGGAAURUCUUCAUUUCACCCGCCAACUGCCAAUGGAUCGUACUACCACCAGCUACAUCACCAUCACCAGAAUGUCUAUCAGGACGUCAAGCCAUGCGUCUUGUGAAAUCAACGCGUUGAGACCACUGCCAUCUUGGAUGAGGAUCACAACAACUACACAGCUACUAUAUACAAGCCAUACGCUUCCUUGUCAUUUGUCCCAGAUGUCAAGACCUGUAAAAAUGGGGGUGGGGGGGUUAGGCUAUAUACAAAAUGUCAGUCACUCUGUCUGUGAGAACAUCCAUGCCAUAACACCUUUCCGGAGAAAUUAAACACUUUAGGACUGAGUGCAUGGAGUAAAAUUGAAAAAAAAAAUACAUACAUGUAGCCUAUUGCCAUUGUCAAGCACGGCUCAGACAGCUAUUGGAUAUAGUUGAUCAAUGACAUCUUAAGUCAGCCUUCCUUCAAACUCUGUCACCAUGCCAUGAUGCAUUCAGGAGUGAACUAAUUGUGUCGUUUCAUUCAUAUUGUAGGCUAGUGUUUGAGUAUAAGUUAUCAACACGGAUAAAAUGCAAUACUACGUUAAAUAUGUUUAAUUAAAAAUACAUGCACAUUCACUCCGAUUUAUCUUUACCUAUUUGCACUUAAACCUAAACCCUUGAGUUUUCGAAAGAUUUCGCUGCAGCAAGUCAAUAAAGAGAUCUAUUUUAAAACUG
Messenger RNA from Salvelinus sp. IW2-2015, 2339 nucleotides. Its product is annotated as forkhead box protein F2-like. Gene Ontology annotation, molecular function: RNA polymerase II cis-regulatory region sequence-specific DNA binding; DNA-binding transcription factor activity, RNA polymerase II-specific. The record is from RefSeq and is a predicted model, not a curated record. Gene Ontology annotation, cellular component: nucleus. NCBI's taxonomy places the organism in Eukaryota, Metazoa, Chordata, Actinopteri, Salmoniformes, Salmonidae. Gene Ontology annotation, biological process: regulation of transcription by RNA polymerase II; animal organ morphogenesis.